CAUUUUACUAUCUCCAAACCACUGCUUCUUACCAUACAUUCAUUGCCACUGAAAUAUAUUCUUCUACUAUAUAUCCACUACUUCAAAACCAUACUCAAAUUAAACAAAUACACCUCUUUUUCUCUUUCUGUGUUUCUCAUAUACAUAUUAGCUUCUGAGAUGGCUGAGGGCAAAGCAGUUGAAGUAGCAGCUCAGAAAUCUCUUCAGGAUUUUGAUUCUCUAAAGAGGCCAAAGAGGAACAAAUUUGCUUUCGCUUGUGCCAUAUUGGCUUCUAUGACCUCCAUUUUACUUGGUUACGAUAUUGGGGUGAUGAGUGGAGCGAUAAUAUAUAUAAAAAGAGACCUGAAUGUGUCGGACGUGCAAAUCGAAAUCCUGGUGGGAAUCAUCAACCUUUACUCUCUCAUAGGUUCGUGCCUCGCCGGCAAAACCUCCGAUUGGAUUGGCCGCCGUUACACGAUUGUCCUCGCCGGAAGCAUCUUCUUCACCGGAGCCAUCCUCAUGGGGUUCUCCCCGAACUAUCCCUUCCUCAUGUUCGCACGCUUCAUCGCCGGCAUCGGCAUUGGUUAUGCCCUCAUGAUUGCCCCUGUCUACACCGCCGAAGUCUCCCCCGCUUCUUCUCGCGGCUUCCUCACCUCCUUCCCAGAGGUAUUCAUCAAUGGAGGGAUUUUACUAGGAUACAUAUCAAACUAUGGAUUUUCGAAGCUGCCACUACGGCUGGGGUGGAGAUUGAUGCUGGGAAUUGGGGCGGUUCCGUCGGUGAUCUUGGCGGUGGGAGUGUUAGCGAUGCCAGAGUCGCCACGUUGGCUUGUGAUGAGGGGUAGGCUCGGGGAAGCGACAAAAGUUCUGAUAAAAACCUCAGACUCAAUCGAAGAGGCUCAGCUGAGGCUAGCCGAUAUAAAAGCCGCGGCUGGGAUCCCCGAGAGUUGCAACGACGACGUCGUUCAACUAACGAAACGAAGCCAAGGUGAGGGUGUAUGGAAAGAGUUCUUUCUUUAUCCUACACCCGCGGUGCGUCACAUCCUAAUAGCCGCUCUCGGGAUUCACUUCUUUCAGCAAGCGUCGGGAAUAGACGCCGUCGUUUUGUAUAGCCCAGAAAUCUUCAAAAAGGCUGGGCUGGAAUCCGAUACGGAGCAGCUCCUUGCAACCGUGGCAGUUGGAUUCUCCAAAACCAUUUUCAUCUUAGUGGCUACGUUUUUGUUGGAUCGGGUCGGGCGUCGCCCGUUAUUAUUGAGCAGCGUUGGCGGCAUGGUGCUUUCGCUUCUCACGCUCGGCGUCAGCCUAACCGUCAUCGAUCACUCACGCGCCGUGCCCAAGUGGGCCGUUGGAUUGAGCAUAGCAACUGUUUUGUCCUACGUGGCAACGUUUUCCGUUGGAGCGGGUCCCAUCACGUGGGUUUAUAGCUCGGAGAUCUUCCCGUUGAGGCUACGCGCCCAGGGUGCGUCCAUGGGGGUUGUGGUGAAUAGGGUGACUAGUGGGGUCAUCUCGAUGACCUUCUUGUCCCUCUCUAAUAAAAUAAGCAUUGGUGGGGCCUUCUUUCUCUUCUGUGGAAUUGCAACUUGUGGAUGGAUCUUCUUCUACACUGUUCUCCCCGAAACACAGGGUAAGACCCUUGAGGAAAUGGAAGGCUCUUUUGGUAACUUCCGACCCAAAUCCAUUCCCAAGGCUAAGGACAGUGUCAAUGGCGAAAUCCAAUUAGCCAAUUAGGGGGCUAUAAUCGUGCUUAAUUACUUUUGAGCCAAUGUAAUAGUGAGCAAUUGUGUACGUGUUUAUAUUAUAUUAGCUUUACAAGUCUAGCAUGAGAAGCAAAAUUAUGUAUCACUUUUUUUAUCAAUGAGGAGGAGAGAAUUCAAAGUGUGGAAAUCAGUUGGAAAAGAACGCUUUUAAAAUGUUGUUAGGGUAACCUUUCCCAUGGAUUUGAUCAUUUGAUGGAACUUUAUUACCUAUUAACCUACUCCCGU
This is a messenger RNA of Abrus precatorius (Indian licorice), 1958 nucleotides long. RefSeq names its product polyol transporter 5-like. The transcript has 3 exons. Bases 160 to 1704 code for a protein of 514 amino acids. Gene Ontology annotation, biological process: transmembrane transport. Gene Ontology annotation, molecular function: carbohydrate:proton symporter activity. Lineage: Eukaryota; Viridiplantae; Streptophyta; Magnoliopsida; Fabales; Fabaceae. The record is from RefSeq and is a predicted model, not a curated record. Gene Ontology annotation, cellular component: membrane.